AUGUAUGGCAGUGUUGUAAUGAAAGGAACUUAUCAUCUCAUUGAUUUUAUCCCUUUUCUACCUUCUCUUCACAACCAAGUCCACUUCAAGGAUUCAGAAUUUCCCACAGAUAUACAACCAAAUCCAAAUCUUUGUUUAUGUAAAGAAAAUAUUGGUCCAGCAAAAUUUGACUACAAGCUGAAUAACAUAUUUCGACUUCAUGAACUUCCAGUGAGCUGUGUCAUCAUGCACCCCAGCAAAGAUAUCCUAGUCUCCUGUGGGGAGGACCGCCUCUGGAAGGUGCUGGGGCUCCCCAAAGGCAACGUGCUUCUCACAGGAUUCGGCCACACUGACUGGCUCUCUGAUUGCUGCGUCCAUCCCAGUGGCAACCAGUUGGCUACUUCAAGUGGUGACACUACAGUUAAAUUAUGGGACCUGUCCAAAGGCAAUUGCAUUUUAACCUUUGAAGGACACAAACACGCAGUGUGGUCCUGCACGUGGCACUCUUGUGGUGAUUUUGUGGCAUCUUCCUCACUGGACAGAACUAGUAAAAUCUGGGAUGUUAACAGUGAAAGAUGCAGGUGUACUUUGUACGGACACACAGAUUCCGUAAACAGCAUUGAGUUUUUUCCUUGCUCCAACAUUCUUCUCACAGGCUCAGCAGAUAAAACCCUGUCUGUGUGGGAUGCAAGAACGGGUAAAUGUGAGCAGUCACUUUAUGGUCAUAUGCAUUCCAUCAAUGAUGCCACCUUCACACCAAGGGGUCACAUGAUAGCAUCCUGUGAUGCUUGUGGAGUAACAAAACUGUGGGACUUUCGGAAGCUCUUACCAAUUGUGUCCAUUGAUGUAGGUCCAAGUCCUGGCAAUGAGGUGAACUUUGAUCCAUCAGGUACAAUCUUUUUUAUUCAACAUUUGUCACCAAGCUAA
Messenger RNA from Manis javanica (Malayan pangolin), 906 nucleotides. NCBI's taxonomy places the organism in Eukaryota, Metazoa, Chordata, Mammalia, Pholidota, Manidae. The record is from RefSeq and is a predicted model, not a curated record.